This is a messenger RNA of Colletotrichum siamense, 1527 nucleotides long. RefSeq lists its product as uncharacterized. The coding region runs from base 1 to 1527 and encodes 508 amino acids. Lineage: Eukaryota; Fungi; Ascomycota; Sordariomycetes; Glomerellales; Glomerellaceae. The transcript has a single exon. The record is from RefSeq and is a predicted model, not a curated record.
AUGUCUAGCCUGAACCUCGCUCUAACCUGGUUUAGGCGGUGUCUUGACAAUCACCAAAGAUGCAAAACAUUGACUCGAUUGAAUCCUCAAUGGAUGCCCACCCGCCUUGUAGAUAUAGGACUAGAAGACACCCACCAAUGGAGGCUGAUUGAAACAAGGCGAGAACUGCAGGCAGGCAAUCCUUCACCUUACAUGACUCUGAGCUAUCGUUGGGGCUCUCAUCCCACGAUACUGCUGAAAUCGUCGACUCUUGAAUCAUUCCACUCUGGCAAUCCUAUUGAACAACUACCUUUGACGUUUCGUGACGCUAUUCGUGUUGUUCGCCACUUUGGAAUGCGCUACCUUUGGAUCGACAGUUUGUGCAUCAUACAAGACUGUGUUGCCGAUUGGAAAGCCGAGGCUCCAAUGAUGCGGGAUGUUUACGCCAACUCAAUAUGCAAUAUCGCAGCGUCCGCUUCAUUUGAUCCAGACGAUGGAUUGUUCGUCGGACGGGAUCCUACGGAAAUUGGACCGUGGGUCGUCGAAUCGACUUUGACGGCUGGCGCUCUAGAAAAACACUUCAUCAUUGAUAUUGAAUACUGGGAUUCGCGACUUGAGAAAGGGAGCCUUCACGACCGUGGUUGGGUAUUUCAGGAACUGUCCCUUGCACCGCGUGUGCUGUACUUCACAAGGGACCAGCUCAUGUGGGCGUGUACCGAGACGCACGGAUGCGAAGCAUUUCCCGACGGGAUGUUCAGCACUCCACCAAAAUUCGAUAUUGAGAAGGCUUUUCAAGCAGAGUUCGCGAAGUUCGAAACCGGAGAUUUGAGCAGUGCUUCGGGUGUCUGGAUGGACUUAAUCUACGACUAUACAAGGUGCAAACUUACGAAACCCGAAGAUCGUCUUUAUGCUGUUGCUGGCAUUGCAAAACUCUUUCAACAGAUGACUGGAGAUAGGUAUCUGGCGGGCCUUUGGCAAAAAGAUUUGCUACAUCAACUUGGCUGGUCGGCGCAUUUCCCGGCGCCGAAAUUAGUCGAAAGCUACAGGGCGCCGUCUUGGUCUUGGGCAUCCACUGAUGGAAUGGUAAACCCGAAUCCGUUGUUCAACAUGGAGUCUUUCGUUGAGAUCAUCGACGUGGAUGUUCAGUCGAGAGGCGUCGACGUAACUCUCGAUGCCGCCCACGGAUACCUGAAAUUGCGCUGCCCCCUUUUCACCGCCUCUUACUUCCGCGCAACCAAAGACGAACAGCUUAUCCUUGAACUCAGAGGCAUAUCGGCUCAACUUUUGACAAAUUGCAAUUAUAUGCAGGACACACAAGAGGAUCAGAGUCUUGUAGGUAAUGGGACGGUUGACUUCAUCGUCUACGGUCAUGGAGGAGAUCCAAUCGUUAGCUUCAUUGCAUGCAUUGUGGUUGAGCGUACACGACAGGCCGAAGAUGAGUUCAAAAGAAUUGGGUUGUUAGAAAUCAGAGGCACUGAGAAUGUUACAAUUGCCAUGGACAUCGUUGGGUCCGGAAAAGCUGGGAACAAGGUUAUUACCCUUGUUUAA